CAUAAAUCCUCCCUUCCCUUUUCUGAUGCGAAGGGAGCGGUGCGACAUGUCCGAGGUCGAGGGCGGCGAACGGGGCGGAGCGGGCGGCGGAGACGGCGCCGGUGACGGUGUUGCGGACGCUCCUCCGCCCUUCUCCGACCGGGUGCUGGAGAACGUUCUCGAGAACGUUCUCCAGUUCCUGAGCUCGCCCCGGGACCGGAACGCGGCGUCCCUGGUAUGCCGUUCCUGGUACCGGGCGGAGGCCCAGACCCGCCGCGAGCUCUUCAUCGGCAACUGCUACGCCGUGUCCCCUCGUCGGGCCACCGAGCGGUUCCGCUGCAUCCGAGCGGUGGUCCUCAAGGGGAAGCCCCGCUUCGCGGACUUCAACCUGGUCCCCAGCAACUGGGGCGCCCACUUCCACCCCUGGGUCUCCACCAUGGCCGCCGCCUACCCCUGGCUCGAGAAGCUCUGCCUCAAGAGGAUAUCCGUCGCCGAUGGCGACCUCUCCCUCCUCGCCCACUCCUUCCCUAAUUUCAAGGAACUCUCCCUUAUUUGCUGCGAAGGUUUCGGCACCGCCGGCCUCGCCAUCAUUGCCGAGAAGUGCAGGCAUCUCCGAGUGCUCGAUCUGAUUGAGGACUGUGUGGAGGACGAGGAGGAUGAGACGGUGGACUGGAUUUCGAGGUUCCCGGGGACGACGACCAGCUUGGAGUCGCUCGGGUUCGAUUGUGUCGGCAGUGCAGUCAAUUUCGAGGCCCUGGAGGCGCUCGUCGCCCGCUCCCCCGCUCUCCGGUGGCUGCGGGUGAACCACCACGUUUCGGUCGAGCAGCUCCGCCGCCUCAUGGCGCGGGCGCCGCAGCUCACCCACCUUGGCACCGGGUCCUUUGGAUCCGCCGCCGCCGCCGCCCCACUCCUGCAAGGAGGAGGGAGCAGUGUGGAGGAUCUGGCUUGGACCUUUGCCGCCUCCAAGUCGCUUGUUUGCCUCUCAGGCUUUCGUGAUGUGGAGCCGCACUACCUCCCGGCCAUCCACCCCGUCUGUGCCAACCUCACCUCCCUCAACUUUAGCUUUGCGGAGGUUACCGCCGAGGAGCUGGAGCCAGUGAUCCGCCGUUGCCACAAUCUUCAGAAUUUCUGGGUGCUUGAUACAGUGGGAGAUGAAGGGCUUCAGGCAGUGGCAGCAACGUGCAAGGACCUCCGGGAGCUAAAGGUGUUUCCUUUGGAUCCAAGGGAGGACUCCGAGGGGUCUGUCUCGGACGUCGGCCUCAUUGCAAUCUCCGAAGGCUGUCGGAAGCUCCGUUCCAUUCUUUACUUCUGCCAGCAGAUGACCAAUGCGGCCGUCAUUACCAUGUCUCAGAAUUGCCAGGACCUCGUGGUCUUCCGCCUUUGUAUCAUGGGACGGCGCCGCCCUGAUCAUUGGACUGGAGAGCCAAUGGAUGAAGGGUUUGGGGCUAUAGUAAUGAACUGCAAGAAGCUUAGAAGGCUCGCUGUCUCUGGAUUGCUCACUGACAAGGCGUUUGCUUACAUUGGGGAGUAUGGCAAGUUGGUGAGGACUCUUUCUGUUGCCUUUGCUGGGAACAGUGACUUGGGGCUGAGGUAUGUUUUGGAAGGGUGCAACAAAUUGCAGAAGCUUGAGAUCAGGGAUAGUCCGUUUGGGGAUUCAGCACUGCUCUCUGGGCUUCACCAUUACUACAACAUGAGGUUUGUGUGGAUGUCUUCAUGCAAGCUGUCACCGAGGGGUUGCAAGGUGGUGGCUCAGAUGUUACCUCUCUUGGUGGUAGAAGUCAUCAGGGACAGAGAUGAAGAUCAUGACAAUGAGGCUGUGUCGAAGUUAUACAUGUACCGAUCUCUAGCAGGGUCAAGGAAUGAUGCACCAUCCUUUGUGGAGAUCUUGUAGAAGUACUUGUUUCAUAUGACCGUGGAGAGGAAGAAAAUUUUUGCCAUUUCUUUGUGGGACGAUCAAAUAGCUUAUUUUCGAAUUGGGCAACUGGCUUGCAUCCAUGCAGGGUGGUUUUCGUAUCCCCUCAGAGUUCAUAUGCUCCACACCAUGUAGACAAGAUAGCUCCAGUAUUUUUCUUUUGGUUCCAGUAUUACUUCUGUGUUAUGGUUGGGCUGUUGAAUGAUGUUUGCAGAAUGAGAUCAUAAGCGACUCUAUCGUUGUUUCAGUGCAUCUAUUUGUUCCAAUUGAACAUCCAGAAAUUCCAUGAAGUGGAAGAAGAAAGAGAACUUAAUGUGUUGUUGUAUCAGUAGGUCUUUAUUCAUACAUGCCUACCUUAAUUAGAGUUCAUGGAGCAAGGCUGCACACUGAUAUGCUGAGCCAGUCCAACUGGAGUUCAGAUGGUAGGUGAUGCUUGGAAUUCUCAAACAAUAACUUCGUUGUGGCUUCUCAUUCUGUCAAGCACUAUGGACAGGCAAUACAGGUGCAUCAUCACUUGGCUUCAAGGAGCAGUGUUCAAAUCUUGAAGUGAAAUUUGAAUCUUGAAAAUUUUCUUUGUUGGCUUAGGAUUUGUGGAAGAUUUACCUCUGAAUGCUUCAUUAGUUCAUUUCAUCUGGUUCUUUGACUGUCUGGCCACUUGGAGACGAAGUUUCUGUAGGAGUUGAAGUUUUUCCUUCUUACCUUUCUUCUUCAUAUAUUACUGAUUCAUUGCUACAAUAAAUACACCUGCCACAAAGGUAUUAAA
This is a messenger RNA of Elaeis guineensis (African oil palm), 2654 nucleotides long. Its product is annotated as transport inhibitor response 1-like protein. Gene Ontology annotation, cellular component: SCF ubiquitin ligase complex. NCBI's taxonomy places the organism in Eukaryota, Viridiplantae, Streptophyta, Magnoliopsida, Arecales, Arecaceae. Gene Ontology annotation, biological process: SCF-dependent proteasomal ubiquitin-dependent protein catabolic process. The record is from RefSeq and is a predicted model, not a curated record. Gene Ontology annotation, molecular function: protein binding.